AUGGCCUCAGAGGAGAAAGCUAUCGGCAUUUCCUCUGGCGUGGACACCGACAUCGAUGUGGGCAAGACAAAACAUGUUGACCCCACGAUAGAGAAGCAUGCACACGACGCCGAUGAGGCUCUGAAGGCCCUUGGCGAUCUUCAGGGUGAAACCAUCGAGCUGGAUGAGGCUACGAAUCGCCGCCUGUUAAGUAUUAUUGAUUGGCAUAUGAUGCCUAUCAUGUGCUUUAUCUACGGCAUGAAUUAUCUGGAUAGUUAUCUCGCCUGGGAGUACCCGACCAACCGCCUCCUCCAGCGCCUCCCACUCGGAAAAUACUCUGCAGCCUGCAUCUUGAUCUGGGGAUUGAUUCUCAGCUGUUUUGCCGCUGUUAACAGUUACCCGGGUGCUAUCGCUAUCCGCUUUAUGCUUGGUGUAUUCGAAGCCGCCGUUACGCCGGGCUUUGCGCUCUUAACUUCCCAGUGGUACACAAAACAAGAACAAGGCAGCCGCGUCAACAUCUGGUUCAGCUUCAAUGGCGUGGGCCAGAUAUUCGGCGGAGUAGUCGCGUACGGCAUCGCCGUCGGUACCGAGAAACACGGGUCCUCCAUCGAGCCAUGGAAGAUUGUUUUCCUCGUCACUGGCCUGCUCACCAUUUGCCUGGGCCUGGUAUUCCUCUGGAUUGUGCCAGACAACCAACUCAACGCACGCUGGUUAAAUGAAGAGGAUCGCAUCUUGGCUGUUGCCCGUGUGCGGGUCAACCAGCAGGGCAUUGGAAAUAAACAUUUCAAACUAUAUCAGGUCAAGGAGGCGCUUUUGGAUCCGAUGACCUGGGCUUUCUUCUUUUAUGCUUUGAUUGCUGAUAUUCCGAAUGGGGGUAUUAGCAAUUUCUUCAGUCAGCUGAUUACAAGCUUCGGAUACAACGAGAAAGAGAGUCUGAUUCUGGGUGUCCCUGGCGGCGCCGUGGAGAUCGUUGCACUCUUGCUCAACGGCUAUGUCGGCCAUAUCACUGGGCAGCGUGUCCUCGCCAGUUUGGGUGGGCUGGUCGCUGCAAUCGUGGGGAUGCUGCUCAUUGUCGCUCUGCCCCUAUCAAACAAUGUUGGUCGUUUGAUUGGCUACUACCUUACACAGGCCAGCCCGACACCUUUCGUGGCAUUGCUGUCGCUGAUUUCUUCCAAUGUGGCGGGAUAUACUAAGAAGACGACUGUGGCGGCUUUGUAUUUGAUUGGAUAUUGUGCUGGAAAUAUUAUCGGCCCACAAACCUUCCGCCCGAAAGACGCUCCCCGCUAUGUCCCCGCCGAGGUGACCAUCAUCGUCUGCUGGGGUGUGUGUCUGUUCCUGCUGGUCGGGGUCUGGAUGUGGUAUCGUCGAGAGAACCAGAAGAAGAUCCAAUUCACUGCCCGACCAGAAUAUGUGAGACUAGAUAACCAAGAGUUCCUUGAUUUGACAGAUCGGGAGAACCCCGAGUUCCUUUAUUCUCUUUAA
Penicillium egyptiacum is the source of this 1461-nucleotide messenger RNA. Lineage: Eukaryota; Fungi; Ascomycota; Eurotiomycetes; Eurotiales; Aspergillaceae. The record is from the annotation of a GenBank genome assembly.